Halteromyces radiatus is the source of this 3271-nucleotide messenger RNA. RefSeq names its product clasp N terminal-domain-containing protein. Gene Ontology annotation, cellular component: spindle microtubule; mitotic spindle midzone; cytoplasmic microtubule. NCBI's taxonomy places the organism in Eukaryota, Fungi, Mucoromycota, Mucoromycetes, Mucorales, Cunninghamellaceae. The record is from RefSeq and is a predicted model, not a curated record. The transcript has 7 exons. The coding region runs from base 70 to 3207 and encodes 1045 amino acids. Gene Ontology annotation, biological process: mitotic spindle assembly. Gene Ontology annotation, molecular function: microtubule binding.
CUUCUUUUCUCUUUUUUCAAUUUAUUAUUACUAUUAUUAUUAUUAUUAUUAUUACUACAUUUCCAUGAUAUGAAAGGCAAUUCAACUGCUACCAUUCAAACGAUAACUUCAAGUAAAGCAGUUGAACGCGAAAUAGCAACAGCGAUAAAACUCUUCCAGGGAAAGGAAACAGAAUUCAAUUGGGAAAAACGGGAACAGAUGCUUCUAUUGAUCGAUUCACUUUUACAACAUGAUUCUUUUCCAGAUUGGCAGCCUAUUAUUGUACAAGGUGUUCGUGACUUGGUGUAUGGACUUGCCGAUGCUAUACAAAGUUUGAGGACAAAGUAUGCACUGGUGGCUUUUGAUCUUAUCACAACCAUUGGUAAUAUUAUUGGAACACAACUGGAUACAACUACGUUUGAAACUCUUGUCAAUAGUUUACUAAGAUGUGGGAAUUCUAGCAAACAAAUCAUUGCCAACAAGGCUAAAGAUACUAUGGUUUCUUUUCUAUCGACAACUACUUAUCACAAUAGAACGAUCAAUCUCCUUUUCUCUGCCUUUGCUGACAAGAAUCAUCAAGCUCGCCAUUUUAUUGCUAUCUAUAUGGAAACCUACCUACAAACACAUACACCAAGAACACUUGUUAGAUCUACCAUGGAACGUCAAAAUACACUAGCUACUAUUGAACUCUUUUUGAAAACUGGAUUAUUGGAUGCUACCCCUGCCGUACGACAAGUAUGUCGUCGUACAUUUUGGAUUUAUCACAAUUAUUGGCCUAGGAAUGCGGAUAGGCUAUUACAAAGAUUUGAUACCGGUAUCAAGAAACAAGUGGAACAACAAAAACCUACAAAAGUCGACACAGCCAUCGAUCGUAACCAUGUCUCCAACGUAACUCCAGGUUCUCCUGAAGGCGUCAAUCGAUUACGUCAACGCAAAUUAUUAUCAAGUCCGUUGAAACUGUCCCCUCGAAGUAAUCGAACAAAAGUGAAUAUGGAUAACAAUGAUAGCAACACUAUAAAACGCCCUGCGUCGCCAAAUUUUACAACUGAUCAUCCUACCCGACAACGAAAAUUAUCUAGAUCGCUGACUGCAUCACCGCAAUGUGAUAGAGUAUCAGAAUAUUCACCAGCACUUGCAUCUGCUUCAUUACUACAUAUGCUUCGCAGCUCAAAUGUUACUAUCAACUGCAAAGGUUUAAAUACACUCGCCAAAUGCUUAUCUGAAAGCUAUCGACGACCUGCAUUGAACAACAAUUAUGACGGAGUACUUCCUUCCACUGUACCUAGUCGUGUUGAUCUGAUACCUAUCCUCCAAAGUUAUCUCUCUUUUGAUCGGAUGUUAAGUGAUGACACGUUUUGCGAACAACUGAUGUCUUGGGAUAUUCUCUGUGGUAUAUAUGCUCAAAUUCUUUCUCUCCAACAUUUUCUACCUACGGUGAUAUUAGCUGGUGAAAGACGACAUCGAAAUGGUUUGUCCAACAAUACGUCUCCACUAUCACAACGGUUAUAUACAACAUGUGCUUCUGGAUGCAGGCGGUUGAAACUCUACUUGAAAUACAACGAUCCGACAUUAAUGAAAUCAUUAUUAGAUAUUCUUCUUAUGGCGACUACCUUUGAUGGCGCAGGUUUACGUGAUCCGAAUGCAAAGAAGGAACUCUUGAAAACGACUUUAUCAUUACAUCAUGAUAGGAAGACUGAAGGACACAAAGCACAAGAUGACUUGGUGUUUGGAUUGGUGACAUGGUUGGAUGAACUUGUUUGUACUUUUGUUGGAUUGAAUGAUGAUGAACAAGAGGAUCAACAAUUGAUGGACGAAUGCAAGCAAGCAUGGAAAACAGAUACAGUAUCGGAUGUAGCGACCUCAUGGCUUGAUGAUAAUGACAAUCUGACAAGUUGCUUGGAACUAAUACUAGGUGUUGUUCAUUCUUAUCUUCCGUCAGCUGGAUCCUCGGCCGUAUUUACUACUUUGAUGACAUUGAUAGGAAGAUUACGAUUAGCCAACAUACGGGUGUUCGAUGCAGUGAUACGACAGGCUGAUGAUGAUACAGUUCGGCUUUUGGAUACGUGUUUGGGACGUCCUCGGUCGCUAUAUAAUGAUAUAGACCAAUCAAAGACCAUUGGGCUACUCGAUGAAAACAUUUACGAUCAUAAUGUACCUCCUCCUUCCUACAGUGAUGUUAUGGGCUUAGAGCGACAAGAGGAAAGUGAUCUAUUAGAUAACGAUCAAGAUGAUGUUCGUGACACCAGUUUGGGAUCGAUUCAUUUGGAAGUCAUGUCACCUGAACCAUCUCUUACGACAACUCAGGGACCUUCUGAUAUGGACAACAACGACGACGAUAUGGUGCCCCGAAUCAAAAAAGAACCAUCAAGAAAUCUGGAACAAUCGAUAUCAUCGGCAGUUGUUAUUACCACCAUAGAAACAAAUCAUGCGACCAGUGACAAAGGCCUGAUCCAUCAAAUGAACUCUUUAUCGGAGACGACUGAACAAUUUAUGAUGAGGACAAACAAGUCAAUGGCAAUUUAUGAACAACUUGAAUCACUGUGCAAAAAACAUGACUGUAAGGAUGAAAAAAACAAGGACAUGUGGAGAUCAACGUCACGGGUCCACCAAGAUGGAAAUUUGCUUGGGUUAUUGGUUCAUCAACUGACGGAAGAACUAUUACAAGGUGACUUAUCUGACAACCAACGGAUCGGUAGUUUACGGCUUCUUGAACAUACUUUGAUUUAUCAAGCAGAAUUGGUAUUACAGCACAUGGAUGAUUAUGGAUUAGUGAUGACAAAGGCAUUCAUAUAUACUAAACAGGACAAUUUUGGCCAAAUAGCAUUACUAGUUGAUCAAGUACAACACCUAUUACUGAACAUGUUGACGACCAAGACAUGUGCAUCUAUCUUCACUCAACUUUUGAAACAAGACAAAGGCUUAUCAUCAUGCAAAGGUGAUGAACGUGUUCAUCCUCUAUCAAAUCUAUUCAACAUGAUCAAUAAAGUGGCAUCUAGAAUAAUGACAUUGGAUAUGGUGGAAAACUUAUUUGUACAAAAUGAAUGUGUAGAAAUUUUUAUAAAGGGAAUCAAUCAUUCUUUAUUAUGUGUUCGACAAUCUUGUGUCAAUGCAUUGGUGUCACUUUCCUUUUGUUUGGGUAAUCAAGAAGAUAUCAAAAACUAUCUACCAGGGUUACGGAAAGAUCAAUGUGACUUGUUAGAUCAUUAUAUACAAAUGGCGAAAAAGUAGUUAUUAUGCCCCCCUUUUUUUUCAAAAUAAAAGAGAUCAACAGCGAUAACGGGUAAAUCUUGUU